CAGUCGCUCCCACGGCCGCCUGGCAUCUUCUACCUGGGCCACCGAAAAGGAGUAGAAAAACCGAGGAAGGGAGAAGCAAGGGAAAGCACAGUGAAGCAGAGGACAAGCUGGAGUGGCAUUGCUAUUUAACCUGAAAGUGACCAGGAGCUGAGGCUCGAACCCCUUACUUACAGCAGUGCCACUGUCGCCUGCUAGGAAAGCACGGCACCAAGGAACCCCCAAGUCCCGCGCCCAAAUCAGUUUGUGCCCGGGGUUCCAGGAUCUUUCUGGUGGGGGCAGCUUCGUGCCCUCUGGAAAUUUCGGACCUCUAGGGACCUGCAUUGGCACCCCCAUCGUGGUAAAGCAGGAAAAGUGGGGGCGAGGAAAACAGCCCUGAGAAUUGGGUGCGAGGCCAAGCUGCCGCUGCAGCCCGCUGCGCCGACUCCAGCGGGCGCUCGGCUCCUGCGCCUUCACUUCGCGUUUGAAUCUGGCUCGCCCCUCCGUAUUAUGUCUGCACUCCGAAGGAAAUUUGGGGACGAUUACCAGGUAGUAACCACCUCGUCCAGCGGCUCGGGCUUGCAGCCCCAGGGGCCGGGCCAGGGCCCGCAGCAGCUUGUGCCCAAGAAGAAGCGGCAGCGGUUCGUGGACAAGAACGGCCGGUGCAAUGUACAGCACGGCAACCUGGGCAGCGAGACGAGUCGGUACCUCUCGGACCUCUUCACCACCCUGGUGGACCUCAAGUGGCGCUGGAACCUUUUCAUCUUCAUCCUCACCUACACCGUGGCCUGGCUCUUCAUGGCGUCCAUGUGGUGGGUGAUCGCCUACACUCGGGGUGACCUAAACAAAGCCCAUGUCGGCAACUACACACCCUGCGUGGCCAAUGUCUACAACUUCCCCUCUGCCUUCCUCUUCUUCAUCGAGACCGAGGCCACCAUCGGCUAUGGCUACCGCUACAUCACUGACAAGUGCCCCGAGGGCAUUAUCCUCUUCCUCUUCCAGUCCAUCCUCGGCUCUAUCGUGGACGCCUUCCUCAUUGGCUGCAUGUUCAUCAAGAUGUCCCAGCCCAAGAAGCGUGCCGAGACCCUUAUGUUUAGUGAGCACGCGGUGAUUUCCAUGAGGGACGGAAAACUCACGCUUAUGUUCCGGGUGGGUAACCUGCGCAACAGCCACAUGGUCUCUGCGCAGAUCCGCUGCAAGCUACUCAAAUCUCGGCAGACACCUGAGGGUGAGUUCCUUCCCCUUGAUCAACUUGAACUGGAUGUAGGUUUUAGUACAGGGGCAGAUCAACUUUUUCUUGUUUCCCCCCUCACGAUUUGCCACGUGAUCGAUGCCAAAAGCCCCUUUUACGACCUAUCCCAGCGAAGCAUGCAAACUGAACAGUUCGAGAUUGUCGUCAUCCUAGAAGGCAUUGUGGAAACAACUGGGAUGACUUGUCAAGCUCGAACGUCAUACACUGAAGAUGAAGUUCUUUGGGGUCAUCGUUUUUUCCCUGUAAUUUCCUUAGAAGAAGGAUUCUUUAAAGUUGAUUACUCUCAGUUUCACGCAACAUUUGAAGUCCCCACCCCACCUUACAGUGUGAAAGAACAGGAGGAAAUGCUUCUCAUGUCGUCCCCUUUAAUAGCACCUUCCAUAACUAACAGCAAAGAAAGACAUAAUUCUGUGGAUUGCUUAGAUGGACUAGAAGACAUUAGCACAAAACUUCCAUCUAAGCUGCAGAAAAUUACUGGAAGAGAAGACUUUCCCAAAAAACUCUUGAGGAUGAGUUCUACAACUUCAGAAAAAGCCUACAGCUUGGGAGAUUUGCCCAUGAAACUUCAGCGAAUAAGUUCAGUUCCGGGUAACUCAGAAGAAAAACUGGUAUCUAAAACCACCAAGAUGUUGUCUGAUCCCAUGAGCCAGUCAGUGGCUGAUUUGCCACCAAAGCUUCAAAAGAUGGCUGGGGGAGCCUCCAGGAUGGAAGGGAAUCUUCCAGCCAAAUUAAGAAAAAUGAACUCCGAUCGAUUCACAUAACAAACACCACCGUAGGCAUUAUUUACUAUUUGAUUUAGUAAUAAUCUAAUAUUUGGCUGAUGAGGUAAUCCUCUCUAAGGAAUCUGAAAAUUAAAUUCCACCCCCCCGAAGUCAUAUAUGCUUACUUGAGAACCUUUUCUUCCCAAGUCUUGCUACUGUGCAGAAAGCAAAGUUGUGAAGGGAGAACAUCAUAAGGAAAUUCUUAUUAACGGGCAUGUAUUAUCACAUCAUGCAUGCAAUAAUGUGCAAAUUUUGCAUUUAGUUUUAUGGCAUGAUUUAUAUAUGGUAUAUUUAUAUUGUAUAUUCUGGAAAAAAUAUAUAUAUAUAUAUAUAUUUAAAGGAGUGGUACUCUCCAUGACAUUUCUAACAUACAUAUGUAUUAAGCCAAACAUGAGUGGAUAUUUUUCAGGGCGAUAAAACUGUAUAUAUGUGUGUAUAAGUAUAUACAUAUAUAUUUAUACACACACAUAUGAACAUACACACAUGCAUACAUACAUAUAUAUCUGAUAAAAUUGUGAUGUUUUGUUCAAAGUUGUAGUUCUUGUGCAUGUUUAUUUAUUAUGCUAGGAAGGCUACUGGCAUUAAUUAUUAAUACCAAAUAUUUUAGCCUUAAAUUAUUUGUCAUUUUAAAAUCUGAUUUAAUGUUUUCUGCUGUUUAAGGUUGUGGAAAGUUUUCAAUUGUAUUUUAUAAAAGGGAGUCCCACAAGUCUGUGCUAUUUAUGACCCUGCAAAAAUGUAUUUAACUCAUAAGUUUUAGAGCAUAUCAAUAUGCUGAAAACUUUUAUAAUUUUUGAAACUUGCUAGUACUGGGGGGAAAUAAACAUAGAUUAAUUUGGGAAUUGGUCCUCUCCUGGACUAAUUAAAUUCUGGAUAUCUGUUUUGUAUAUGAUCUAACACAAAUACGAGCUCUGAACAAAUGCUGAGUCAUUGUGAUAGUCAGUGGCCGAGUUAUGUUGAAUAUACAAGAGCCUGUGUGAAAUUACACAAUUAACGGUCCCUGUUUCAAAAUCAUUCAGUUUUUAUUUUGCUCUAAAACUUCUGUCAUUUUAAAAACCAAUAACUUAUCUUGAGGAGAUAUAACAGUACAAUGAAACAAAUGGUAAAUAGUUAUGCUUUAAAUAUGUAUGUCUAAUCAAGUCUCUUUUUUUCAGAGCUUUUUAAAAAAUUUUAUUUUUCAUCCACAAUUUUCACUCAACACUUUUUUUGUAUUAGUUUCAGGUGUGCAGGACAGCAGAUGGACAUUCAUACAUGUUACAAAGUGUUCCCUCCAAGUUUCUUAUGACUUUUAUUUGUUGUAAUAGGACAGCCUUUAUUUUCUCCCCUGCAGAACCUAUCCCACCCUUCACCUGUCACUUGGUUCAGGAGGAAUGUUUGGUGCAUACUGGAGAGAAUUUCAAAGUAAAUGAAUUGAAAAUAGUUUACUCAUCCGUGGGUUUUUUGGCUUUUUUUUUUUUUUUACUGUUAUUAUUUGGUUGGUUAAGCACUGAUUUUAUUAGUGUGUUGGAUCCCUGGCCUACCAAAAUAAUUUUAGCAGGACUAUUUUUUUAACACUAAGGUUUUAUAUUUAUGAUUAGUUAGGAUAUCAAAACUACUGCUCAGUAGAACACCUACAAAACAAAUAUUUGGAAUGCAGAGAUUUUUAUGAAAAUUUACAAGUGCUUCUUAUCAGAAUAUCAUGGAUUUUCAUAUAAAACUGUUGGGAUCAUUGCAAUCCAAGUCUACCCAUAAUGAAUCUAGCUAUCCACAGUAAUGUGUAAAUCCUUGAUGGUUGGUUUGGGCACUCAUCAUUUCCCAUUCUUAGCAAUCUCGUAAUAAUUUCCUUAUUGGAAAAUUGUUACAUCCACAAUUCUCGUAUUGACUACAAUAAUAUCUUCUGGCUACCUCUGUAUCAACCAAAUUCUGUAGGUGCAAACAUAUACCAGGGAAUUGUUGCUGGCAAAAUGAGCAUCCAUCCACUGUGAACAGAGCUGGUUGCCAUGACCCUUAAUCUCCAAACUUUCCUUUUUGCUAGAUAAUAAAAAAGGAAAUAGUAGCAGAAAGAGAAGGGAGUCCAGGGGUCAUAUUAUAUUUAUUACCAGUGGAAGAAAUUGCAUAGAAUAUUUAGUCCAAACACUUAAAACUAAAUAGAGCCAUACUUUAAUUUGGAGAGUUAUUUUGUCUUUGGUACCAAGGAGAAUAUGGGCCCAAAAGUAAACUCUCCAAAUGUAUUCAUUAAUUCAUUUAACAAUUUUUUGCAUGUCUUUUAUGGCCCAGGCAUUUCUAGCUCCUGGGGGAUUUGGGUAUGACUAAGUCAAAGGAGGUCACUGCCUAUUUGAACAAUGCAUAUCAGUAGGAGAAUGGGAGGGGACACUGUGAGAUAGACAGAAGUACCAAUGAGAUGAUUUCAGACAGUCAAGUUAGAAGCUAAAGGAAGAAAAACAAGGUAACAUGAAAAAAUGACUGGGUGAUAUAAAAACAUUAUUUUAGAACAGGUGACUGGUUUAAGGAGGGGGUGAUACUUAAAGACCUGGAUGAUGAGAAACACCGUUGUCAAAAUUAACAUUUCUCAAUGAAUGCUAUUCCUUUAUUUUUAGCACAUGUGUAUAGGAAAGGUAUGAUUCCUGCAUGUAAUUGCAGUGUAACCCCUAUUGCAAAGUUGAUCAUAGGACCCAGUUUACCCAGGAGAGUUCCGGUUUUCCCUGUUGUGCCUGUGUAAUUAUUACAGCACUCCCUUUCACUCUUAGAGCGUCUUGGUUUGUAUAUUUUAUGGUGACUUUAUGUUUUUGUUGAAACUAACUAAAUUAUAAAGUCUAAUAUAUUUGGAUAAAAAUAAAGAAUUGUUUUCUUCUC
Molecule: messenger RNA, 4818 nt
Organism: Phyllostomus hastatus (greater spear-nosed bat)
Lineage: Eukaryota; Metazoa; Chordata; Mammalia; Chiroptera; Phyllostomidae
Gene: KCNJ3
Product: potassium inwardly rectifying channel subfamily J member 3
Exons: 4
Coding region: 487-1989 (500 amino acids)
Biological process (GO): potassium ion import across plasma membrane; regulation of monoatomic ion transmembrane transport
Cellular component (GO): plasma membrane
Molecular function (GO): G-protein activated inward rectifier potassium channel activity
Source: RefSeq, a predicted model, not a curated record